UUUGUUUUCGUCACAAGAGUACUUAUCUUGGUUAAUUAAAUACGCUGAUCGUGCGUGGCUUCAGACAUCAAUCUACAUCUCUUUUUCUCGGCAGUUCUUGUUUGUGUUUUGGAUUCAGAAGAAAUGGAGGUGAAAGCGAGAGCUCCGGGAAAGAUAAUACUCGCAGGGGAACAUGCUGUUGUCCAUGGAUCCACUGCAGUAGCAGCUGCCAUUGAUCUCUACACUUACGUCACUCUACGCCUUCCUCUUCAAUCAGCUGCUGAGAACAAUGAUAGGCUUACACUUCAGCUCAAGGACCUUUCCUUGGAGUUUUCCUGGUCCGUUGCCAGACUCAAAGAAGUGAUUCCUUUUGAUUCAAACACUUCUACACCAGCUUCAUGUUCAGGCGAUACCCUUAAGUCGAUUGCUGUUUUGGUUGAAGAGCAAAAUAUUCCAGAGGAAAAAAUCUGGCUGUCCUCUGGGAUCUCCACCUUCCUCUGGCUAUACACCAGUAUCAGAGGAUUCAAUCCAGCUACGGUCAUCAUUACAACCGAGCUUCCAUACGGAUCUGGCCUCGGUUCAUCAGCAGCUUUCUGUGUAGCUCUCACAUCUGCUCUCAUUGCAUCUUCUAUCUCAGACAAAACACACCGUGAAGGUUGGUGUUCUCUAGAUGAGACCAAUCUCGAGUUGCUGAAUAAAUGGGCCUUUGAAGGUGAAAAGAUCAUCCAUGGGAAGCCUUCUGGGAUCGACAACACCGUCAGUGCAUACGGCAACAUGAUCAAGUUCUGCUCAGGAGAGAUAACUCGGUUACAGUCAAACAUGCCUCUGAGAAUGCUAAUCACCAACACUAAAGUGGGACGGAACACGAAGGCUCUGGUCUCUGGUGUAUCAGAGAGAACUGUCAGACAUCCAUAUGCUAUGAAGUCAGUGUUCAAUGCCGUUGACUCUAUAAGCAAAGAGCUAGCUGCGAUCAUCCAAUCUAAAGACGAGGUCUCGGUUACUGAGAAAGAAGAGAGUAUCAAAGAACUCAUGGAGAUUAACCAAGGCUUGCUGCAGUCAAUGGGUGUUAGCCACAGCUCUAUUGAUACCGUGAUCAGAACCACGCUUAAGCACAAGCUUACCUCAAAACUUACUGGAGCUGGAGGUGGUGGCUGCGUCCUCACUCUGUUACCUACAGUGGUUUCAGGGACGGUGGUGGAUAAAGCGGUGGAGGAGCUUGAGUCCUACGGUUUUCAGUGCUUCACUGCCUCAAUUGGUGGUAACGGAGCUGAGAUUUGCUUUUGAUCAGAUGCUAUAUGGUUUAACAAAAUCAUACUUGGCCUCUCACCAUUCUUAAACUUGCUCACCUCUACUAGAAGAAAGCUGCAGUUACAGAUAUAAAGAGUCCAUUUAUUUUUUUUACUACUGAUGUAUUGAAUGUAAAAUUUUAUUUACAGUGUUCUUUCUCUUGUUGUUUAAUUGUAGACAUGAAUGCAUUAUAAUGGACAUGUUGAAAGUAAGUAUGAAACUUUGCAUACAAGGUUACAUU
Messenger RNA from Brassica napus (rape), 1507 nucleotides. Its product is annotated as mevalonate kinase. Gene Ontology annotation, biological process: isoprenoid biosynthetic process. The transcript is spliced from 6 exons. The record is from RefSeq and is a predicted model, not a curated record. Gene Ontology annotation, molecular function: ATP binding; mevalonate kinase activity. Gene Ontology annotation, cellular component: cytoplasm. NCBI's taxonomy places the organism in Eukaryota, Viridiplantae, Streptophyta, Magnoliopsida, Brassicales, Brassicaceae. The coding region runs from base 124 to 1263 and encodes 379 amino acids.